This is a messenger RNA of Vicia villosa (hairy vetch), 1033 nucleotides long. Its product is annotated as chalcone--flavanone isomerase 2-like. The transcript is spliced from 3 exons. Bases 36 to 710 code for a protein of 224 amino acids. Gene Ontology annotation, molecular function: chalcone isomerase activity. The record is from RefSeq and is a predicted model, not a curated record. NCBI's taxonomy places the organism in Eukaryota, Viridiplantae, Streptophyta, Magnoliopsida, Fabales, Fabaceae. Gene Ontology annotation, biological process: flavonoid biosynthetic process.
ACACCAACGUAGCCACCCUUCUUUCUAACAACAACAUGUCUGCAGCAUCAUCCAUCACCGCUAUCCACGUGGAGAACAUUGAGUUCCCAGCGGUGGUAACCUCUCCGGCCACCGGCAAAUCAUAUUUCCUCGGCGGUGCAGGUGAGAGAGGGUUAACUAUCAAUGGAACUUUCAUCAAGUUCACUUGCAUUGGAGUAUAUUUGGAGGACAAAGCAGUAGAAUCUCUUGCCACUAAAUGGAAGGGUAAACCCUCAGAAGAGUUGCUUCAUACUCUUGACUUCUACAGAGACAUCAUUUCAGGUCCUUUUGAGAAGUUAAUAAGAGGAUCAAAGAUUAAGGAACUGGGUGGUCCUGAGUACUCAAAGAAGGUAAUGGAGAACUGUGUGGCACAUUUGAAAUCUGUUGGAACAUAUGGAGAUGCAGAAGUUGAAGCUAUGCAAAAAUUUGCUCAAGCUUUCAAGAAUGUUAAUUUUCCACCUGGUGCUUCAGUUUUUUACAGGCAAUCACCUCAUGGAAUAUUAGGGCUAAGUUUCUCAAAAGAUAUAAGUAUACCAGAAAAGGAGGAUACAGUUAUAAAGAACAAAGCAGUUUCAUCUGCAGUGUUGGAAACUAUGAUUGGUGAGCAUGCUGUUUCACCUGAUUUGAAGCGUUGUUUGGCUGCAAGAUUACCUGCAUUGCUGGAUGAGGGUACUUUCAAGAUUGGAAAUUGAUGAUUUUACAUCUUUCAAAGGUGUUGCAAUAUACAAGCUGAGAGCAUGUUCUUUUUUUUUUUUUUUUUUUUAAAUAUUUACACACUUUUUUUUAUUCAUCAAUAAUAUGAAACGUAAUGAAAGAUCUCACUUACUGUGAUGGAUAAUAUUAACUACUAGUACUUUUAAGUAAAAGUGUUUUGUUUUGUUCAAAAUAGAGUAAUAUAAUAUUGUGUACGUAAGUUAGGUGAGUGGGACAUAUCAUGUCUCUUAAUAUGAUUUACGGUCGUUUUGUUACCAACUAUGUUUGAAGGACAAUAAAUUACUCAAUAUUACUUCUAGAA